CGACGAGCGAUACCCUUCAAGGAUGUGGGCGAUGCGCACGCCCUGGACGUGUCGGUGGCGGAGAGGCGCAUCUACUGGACUCAAUGGCUCCUAUGUGCAGCAGAUCGUGGACACGGGUCUGAUUGGGCCGGACGGCAUCCGAUGGUCCGAUGCGGAGGUUCGUCUCAUCGAGGUCGCCCGCCUGGAUGGCAGCAGUCGGCGCGUGCUCUUGUGGAAGGAGGUGGAGGAGCCCCGGUCCCUGGUCCUCGAGCCGCGCCGCGGCUACAUGUACUGGACAGAGUCGCCUUCGGACUCCAUACGGCGUGCCACGAUGGACGGAUCCGAGCUGCAAACCAUCGUGGCGGGAGCCAACUAUGCGGCCGGGCUCACAUUCGACCAGGAGAGGAGUCGCCUCUACUGGGCCACCCAGUCGCGGCCAGCGAAGAUAGAGAGCGCCGACUGGGGUAAGAAGCACCCGAUACUGGUUUGCAGCGACACCGAUGAGCCGUACGCUGUUUCCCUGUAUCAGGACUACGACUGGAACACCGGCGACAUUGAGCGGGUGCACAAGACGACGGGCGAGAACCGCAGCCUCGUCCACUCGGGCAUGACUUACAUCACUUCGCUGCUUGUGUGCAACGACAAGCGACAGGUGGGGCUAAUACGUGCAAGAUCAACAACGGGAGCUGCUCCCACCUGUGCCUGGCCCAGCCCGCAGACGGGGCACGACCUGUGCCUUGUAUACGAUUUAAAAAGGCCAGUAAAUUUCGUAAGCAAGUGAAUAUAUAACUAAAAGAGUGUGAA
Molecule: messenger RNA, 783 nt
Organism: Drosophila miranda
Lineage: Eukaryota; Metazoa; Arthropoda; Insecta; Diptera; Drosophilidae
Product: low-density lipoprotein receptor-related protein 6-like
Exons: 2
Coding region: 23-760 (245 amino acids)
Source: RefSeq, a predicted model, not a curated record